CGGGAGAGAGGAGGGGCCGUAGAGAAUGGCUUUAAAAUGAGUUCAUUCUCCCCUCCCCUCCGCUCAGCUCAGCUCCACACACCAAUUCCUGAAUCGGAAUCAAGAUCUCCUCAAAUCGUCUUCAAGAGAGCUUCAAUUAUGGGAAGCGAGGCUAAAAUCCAAAGAAAACCUAGAUUUCUCUGCCUCCAUGGCUUCCGAACCAGCGGACAAAUCCUCAAGAAGCAGGUCGGAAAAUGGCCAAGUUCUGUCCUCGAUAACUUCGAUCUCCAUUUUCUCGACGCUCCGUUCCCCGCAGAAGGAAAAUCCGAUGUUGAAGGAAUUUUCGAUCCUCCCUAUUUCGAGUGGUUUCAAUUCAGUGCGGACAUGAUGGAAUAUCAGAAUUUCGACGAGUGUCUCUCAUUCAUUGAGGAUUACAUGCUGAAGCACGGACCAUUCGAUGGAUUCCUCGGUUUCUCGCAGGGGGCGAUAUUAUCGGCCGCGCUGCCGGGACUUCAAGAGAAGGGUAUUGCGUUGACGAAAGUCCCCAAGAUUAAAUUCGUCGUCAUCGUCAGCGGUGCGAAAUUCAGAUCGCCAUCUCUGGCGGAAAAAGCUUACUCGCCAUCCAUUGGAUGUCCAUCCCUCCAUUUUCUAGGUGACGAAGACUUCCUGAUGCCCCAUGGAUUGAAGCUGCUGGAAUCUUAUAUUGAACCAUUAGUAAUUAAUCAUCCUAAAGGCCACACAGUUCCAAGACUUGAUGAAAAGGGUUUAAAAGUUAUGGAGAGUUUCAUUGAGAGGAUAUCUCAGACAUUGGCUGAGACUGAAGCAUAGACGAUUGAAGUUGCAUUGAAUUUUCAAUUAUGCAAUUUUGCUCCUCCAAGCACUAAAAAAACUGUAAUCCAAUCCAAUUAUGUUAGCUUCAUUUUUUAUGAUCGGAUAUGAAAUUAUUUUAUUUUAUGAUAUAGUGACGAUUUCAGUUCCUCUCUA
Momordica charantia (bitter melon) is the source of this 963-nucleotide messenger RNA. Its product is annotated as dihydrofolate reductase. The record is from RefSeq and is a predicted model, not a curated record. Lineage: Eukaryota; Viridiplantae; Streptophyta; Magnoliopsida; Cucurbitales; Cucurbitaceae.